Messenger RNA from Paraglomus brasilianum, 357 nucleotides. The record is from the annotation of a GenBank genome assembly. Lineage: Eukaryota; Fungi; Glomeromycota; Glomeromycetes; Paraglomerales; Paraglomeraceae.
AUGCGAACACAAUACUUACUCAGAUACCGCGACGCUACGAGUUUGAAUAUCAAAGCAAUGAAGAUGAUGCAACUAGGCAUUAGGACAGAGAUUGAUUUUAUUAUUUCAAUGAAAGAACGAGAGGUCUACGGAAGGGGACAUAUGGAUAUAAGAAUAUUUCUUCCAAUAUUUAUAAUUGCUACUAGCUCGGUGUAUGAUACUGCACAAACUGCCACGAAGCAUGACCGAUGGGAGUUUAGUAAAGAUGAAAAGAUUAAGUUCAAGGCGAUGGUGAAAAUGAAGAGUAGAUUGGCCAGCAUGCUUGUAUAUCUCAUUCUCGAUUUGGGUUCUCACUUAUCCAUAACUUAUUGGCAUUGA